AAAGCAAAGCACGCGAACGCCUCUACGUCCACAUUGAACUAUACAGCUGUCUCAAGUCUUCCGUAGAUAAUACUCCGUGUUUUGACUUCACGCUCGCGGAGCAUCGCUUCGGAAUAUAAAUCCGCGAUGUUUCCUUUAAAUAUAUUUCUAGAGACGCGUACGUCAAGGUCGCGCAGGCAGGGGAUUCUUCGUCUCGGUCAGCAACAUCAAAUCUGAGAAAGAAAGAGAAGGACAUAUCACUUCUGCAAUGUGUUAUCAGAAAUAAAGUUUUCCGGCGUGAAAGCUGCGCCUUUCCCGCUUCGCGGAACGAUCCAGAUUGUCAGAUUUAUUCUCUCCCCUGCCCCUUUGAAGGACGAAGGACUCCGUCGUGAAGUAUCUCGUUGACGGGACGGAGAUUUUGACGGAUCUCCACGAUCGUUGUUGCGUUGGCGCGAGAAGAGCCGGCUGCCGGCGGGCUUUACGCGCCAGCAGGAUUCAUUCUAUAGUUAGAUAGAUUCGCGGCGCUCCGAAAAUAAACGCGGAACCGGCGUGUCACGCGCUUGACGUCCUUCCUUCGACGCGGACCGGGGUGCUCGAAUGCUCAGGAAUCGCGUCAUGUCGUCCCUCGUGCAGAUAGACGGCAGUUUGGGCGAGGGUGGUGGACAAGUGUUGAGAGUUGCUCUAAGCUUGAGCACGCUCUACGGCAUUCCAAUUGAAAUCGAGAAUAUACGCGCUGGAAGGCCCAAGCCUGGUCUCGCGGCGCAGCAUUUGAAAGGUGUGGAACUUGUCAAAGAGAUGUGCAAUGCUCAAGUCAGAGGUGGAUACAUAGGCUCGACACGUUUGGAAUUCCGUCCCGGUCCAUUGAACAAGACCAAGAAAACAUUUGUAGCGGAUACGCAAACUGCCGGAUGCAUUUGCUUGUUGGCACAAGUAGCUCUGCCGUGUGCCCUCUUCUUUCCGUGCAACGACACGGUCACGCUCGUCCUCAAGGGUGGCACGAACGUUCCCAUGGGCCCACACAUCGAGUAUUUGACGGAGGUGUUCAAACCGAUGCUGAACAAAUUCGGAGCAGACUUCGAUUUCGUGGUCGUGAAGAGGGGAUAUUAUCCGAAGGGCGGAGGCGAGGUGCAUUUACGUAUAAAACCGGUCAGCAGUUUAAACGCGGUUACUUUAACCGAUGUAGGAAUUCCUCGGGGAAUAACAGGAUGGUCUUACGUGGCUGGAUCGGUUAACAUCAACGAGGCACAUACAAUGGCCAGCGAUGCUAAAACGGUUUUAACAAAUAAAUUAGUAAAAAGCAACAUUCGAGUACCACCGAUUACGAUUGAAGCUUACAGGGAAGACAGAGCGAUGGCCGUUGGAAACGGUUCUGGUAUUAAUAUAGUGUGUAACACCAGUACGGGAUGCGUUCUCGGCGGCUCCGGCUUAGGAUCCAGAAACCAAGAGGGACCGCCGCCAGGUGAUACAGCGGCUAACGAGAUCUUAAAGCCGCUCCUAACAGGGGCGUGUGUCGACGAACACACGCAGGACCAGAUGAUAAUUUUAAUGGCACUGGCGAAAGGUACGUCGAAGAUCAAAGUCGGAGAUGAGAAGCUCACGUGUCACACGGAGACUGCUAUGCAGAUCGCGGAGAUAAUGUUAGGUAAACGUGGACUUCGUUUCAAUUUGUCGAAAAGCGCCGAAGACGGGGAUACUUCGUCUUACGUCUUGGAAUGCCAGGGAUGUGGAUUGAUUAACGACAGUCUGGUUACGCAAUGAUUAUACGAUACUUUAUUAUAACUUAUUGUUGCACAUGUAAUUAUAACAAUUUCGACCGAAAUAUUACGGUCAAUUGGCCUUCGCAUUUGCCGGUUACAAAUAAAUUGCAACAUCGACGUA
Messenger RNA from Temnothorax curvispinosus, 1857 nucleotides. RefSeq names its product RNA 3'-terminal phosphate cyclase (gene Rtca). The transcript is spliced from 8 exons. Bases 577 to 1737 code for a protein of 386 amino acids. Gene Ontology annotation, cellular component: nucleus. Lineage: Eukaryota; Metazoa; Arthropoda; Insecta; Hymenoptera; Formicidae. The record is from RefSeq and is a predicted model, not a curated record. Gene Ontology annotation, biological process: RNA processing. Gene Ontology annotation, molecular function: RNA-3'-phosphate cyclase activity.